Myripristis murdjan (pinecone soldierfish) is the source of this 5407-nucleotide messenger RNA. RefSeq names its product cilia and flagella associated protein 65 (gene cfap65). The record is from RefSeq and is a predicted model, not a curated record. Lineage: Eukaryota; Metazoa; Chordata; Actinopteri; Holocentriformes; Holocentridae. Gene Ontology annotation, biological process: sperm axoneme assembly. Gene Ontology annotation, cellular component: cytoplasm; sperm flagellum.
AUGAUGGCUGAGGCUCGGGGUCCUAAACCUCUGGGCCCAGUCUCAAAAUGGACCCCCACCACCCGUGGGAAAGAUGUCAAACAUUCAGGGAAGUCUGUGAGGUCCCGGGAGCUCCGGCGACAAGCAUCCAGUCAGAGAAGCUGCCUCUUAGGGGUGGAAACAAGACAAGAGCUGGUCUGGGAGAACUGGGAGCUGGGAAGGGACUUCACCAAGGCCUUGGUGUUAAAGAAUAUCUAUAGCAAGCUGCAGAAGCUACAUUACAGGCCUCCUGUAUCCACAUUUUUCACCACCUUGUUUCCCCAGACAAUUGUUCUCAGACCUGGGAUCUCUAUUUCUUUGGCAGUCACCUUCAGACCACUGCAAAUGUGUGAGUAUGAGGAUAGUAUUGAGUUCCAGGGUGAAGAUGGUAGCUUCCAAGUUUGCCUUCGUGCCACCAUACCCUGUCUCUCCUUGGAGGUGCCAGAAUCUCUGCUGUUGCCACUCUGUGCUGUUCAACACUCCUCACACACAACUUUCCGAUUAAGAAACACCAGUAAGCUCCAAACAUGUUUCCACUGGGAGUGCACAGGACCAUUCCAGCUGAGUCCUGAACAAGGUCUGCUGAAGCCUGGCGAGGACUGUUGCAUCACUGUAGUCUUCCGACCACAAGAAGCUCUGGUGUACCAGGAGGAGGCCUGCUGCAGGUUUGGAGAGGAAGGAAAGGAGGUAGAAAGCUGCUGCACUGUGCUUCUGCAGGGAAUAGCCAAGUACCCAUGUCUCCAGCUGAGAAAUCCAGAUAAUGAUGGAGAGGAGCAAGGCAACCCAGUGCUGCACUUUGGCUCUGUGGCAGUAGGCCGCAGUGUACAAAAACACUUUAACAUCCACAAUCCCUCUCCUGUAACUGCCUCUUUCUCUCUCUCCCGGCUGUCAAAUGAAGUGCUUUUAUUGGGUUCAGAGUUCAGCUGCAACCUCAUGCAGGGCGAGGUGGCACCUGGUGCAUCACUCCGGGCUACAGUCACCUAUGUUCCUCUUGUUGUGGAUACUGUUUCCAUCGAAUAUUUGUCUCUAAGAUGUCCAGGAGCUCUCAGCAAAUCCCUGCUCAAACUCACUGGGAACUGUAUAGGUCCUACAGUCUCCUUGUCCUCCUCUGUGGUGGACUUUGGCUGUGUUGAGAAGGGAGGGGCAGUUGUGCAGACAGUGAAGCUGGUAAAUUCAUCACUUGCUGAGGCUGUCUACCAAUGGGACUUGGACUGCAGUGGUCAUAGUGUGUUUAGUAUUCAACCAGCAGCAGGAACUCUGCAACCACACAGCCAUACCACACUGAAGAUGGUGUAUAGGCCCACACACCCUAUAGCACACCACAGGAGAGUGCCCUGUCUUAUACUGCAUAUGGAUCCUGUGUUCAUAGACCUGAUUGGCACCUGUCACUCGAACCUCCAGCAGCCAGCCAUACUGCGACCUAAACACUUGGCUCUUAACCAGCUUCACCGGCAUCACAGACUCACAAAAGACCGACUAGACCUUAGUGCAAUGGAACAAGACCAUAAUAAACACAUAAACCAACAAGAGGUUCUCUGCCCCUCAGAGGAGUCAGACCAGGGGUCAGACGGUGCUACUGUCACAGAGAGCACUCCAAUGGAUGAAUACUACCAGGCCUGCUCGGGGGGUAUGGAUCCUCUUUCUUCGUGCUCCCCCUCGUCAUCGUUGUCUCCUCAUGUAACUGUGGAACCUGCUGAGCUGGUGUUCGGUCACAAAUAUUGCUCCUCUUUAUCUCGUUCAUCUGCUUUCUCUCAGUAUGUCUCCAUCACCAACCACACAAGCGGGAAGCUCAGCCUGGUGUGGACUGCUGCUGAAGACUCCCCGUUCUCUGUCUCUCCCUCAUCGUUUGACCUGAGUCCAUUGAAGUCAACCGCCUUCAAAGUGACCUAUGCCCCCCUGCAGAUGAACACCCUGCAUGGAGCACAACUGGAGUGCUUUGCAUUCUACAAGAAAGUUCAUCACGUGGAGGAGCAACUGCUGUGCCCCCCUUGGUGUGUGACGGUCAGAGUCAUAGGCCAUUCAUUCCAGCCAGACAAAGAGCGUUUCAUCCCACACUGCUCCCUGCAGCACCCCCGAGUGGUAUUUCCAGCCCUGAGUGUUCUCUCCUACCGGUCAGUGCUCUUUCAGAACUGUGGAGACUUACCCCUCACUUUCCAUUUGGACCCAGACCAGUGCCCAAACCCUUCCUUGGCAGAAUCAGUGUUUGUGGUGCCAAGCUGUGGUUUGAUCCAACCUGGAGAACACCAAAUCCUCACCCUCAGAACCACUCCCACUGCAGACAGUCCUGAACAGGGCUUUAGUUUAUCCCUGCAGCUCAAUGCAGCCAAACACACUCAGGAAUUAACAGUAUUCAGCAGAGUGGAAAAGCCAUGUGUGUCUCUGGAAGGAGAAGGCAGUCUCUACUUCCACCCUACAGCUGUGGGCUCACGCACUCAGUGCUCCCAGCAAAUCAGGAACCUCAGCCGCAUACCUCUGCGGUUUCAGUGGAGGAUCCUUGCAUCAGACCAGGAGUUCAUCACUGUAGAACCAGAUGCCGGAGAACUGCAGCCAAAUGAGAGCAAAGCCCAGACGUGGACCUUUAGCCCACUGGAAGAGACAAUGUACACACUCAAACCUUCCCUCACCUUCUGGUCAAUCCAAACUCCUGGAUGUGAGAAGUCAUACAUUCCCAUUCAAGUGACGGGAAUGGGAUCUAAAGGCUUUAUAGAGGCAGAGAAUGCAUUUCUGGAUAUUGGGGAGAUCCUGGUUGGAAGUUGCCGGUCAGUGGAGAUUCCUCUGGUGAACCGGAGUCUCUGCCCUGUCUCCUUCUGUCUCACUGUACAGCAGGCAUUACUGGACAAAGAACUUACUUAUGACCCCAACACUGAACCAGUUGCCCUACAGCUGGACUCUGUGAGGGGAACCAUCGCCUCCCACUCCAGAAUGCUGCUCCAUUCCACAGUCACACCACAUCGACAGGCCCAGUACUGCUGGACCAUAAGCUACGAGACUCUGAAUACCAAUGGGUUUGCAUUAUCUCCUGCCCAGAUAAUGUGUGAGGUACGGGGGGAGGGUGUGUACCCUACCUUACAGGUGAUUGAUGCAUGCAGUGCUGGCAGUGCGGAUGGGCUCAGCAAGGUGAAUCUUUGGAACCUCUUCUCGUUGGACAGGCUCAACAAACAGUUGCUGUCCGACCCUUCUCCUUCAGAGCUCACCUGUAGAACACCCAGCAGGCACAGUGUGCACCAUCCCUCUGUCUUACCCACGGCCAUGUUGGAUUUCAGCUUCAGCGCUGCUCCCCUGAACUCUGACCCUUCCACUGUUGUGCUGAUGCUUCACAACAUUGGCUCCGUCCCUGUUCACUGGGUAUUCUUGUUUCCAGAGGACCAGCAGAUAGAGUUGGAAUAUUGGGCACAGACAGGAGAGUUCAGCAGUACCGAGCUGCACCAGAUGAAGAUUCAGGACAACCGUUUGUUCAGCAUUUCUCCUCGCUCUGGAACUUUGCUCUCCAGCCAGCAGAGGGCAGUGCACUUUAACUACAGACAUAAAUUUGUUGGAAUGGACCGGCUACCUGUCCUGUUCAAACUCGCUCAUGGUAGGGAGAUCAUGCUUAACUUCCAGGGCGUGACAGUGGAGAGAGACAGACCCUACCUCCACUACACCUCCAGUCGGCAUGCCUUCACCCCUGUAUCCAUUGGAGUCUUCUCUCCUCCCAGACAGGCGUAUGAGCUGCAUAAUGGUGGUGCAUUGCCAGUCCAUUAUGAAGUGGACACGGCUCCACUGGAGCAGCUUCGGGCAAACAGCUUUAACCAUCCAGUGCUGUGCUGCCACAACCCUCAGGGAGAGGUCCUGCCAGGGAAGACAGCCAUACUGGAGUGGACCUUUUUCCCACUAGAGGCUAAGACAUACAAUGUGGACAUUCCUAUCCAUAUUCAGGGUGGGGAGUCCAUGCUGGUGAUUGAGGCAUGUGGGCUUGAUCCUCGGGCACUGGGAUCCUCAAACCAGUUUAAUUCCAGAGUUGAUGCCCAGUCAUCUGUGCCCUGGUUCCAGAGGGUGCCCUUACCAGGACAGGUAGCGUUCUUAUCUGAGGAGAGAGUGUCUCUUGGCGACAUCCCUGUGCACUCACACCCCUCAAGAAUCCUCUUCCUCACCAAUGUCUCACACACAGACACUAUCCUCUAUGCAUGGGAGCUGCCACAACAGAAGGAGCAACAGGUUUUGCAGAUCCACCCAGAGCGUGGGAGUCUAGGUCCAGGGCAGAGUGCUCUGUUUGUCCUUUCCUUGAUUUCCUCUGGCUGUCCCACCUUCUGUCAGUUAGAUGUCAUCUGUCAGAUUACACAGGAAGCAGCAGAGGCACAGUACCAUGAUGCUUUGCGGCGCUGGGAGGAAGAAAGAGAGAGACAGAAACAUGAAUUUACUCUCACAGAGAAAAACCUUAGAGACAGCAAAGGGCCUCCUGUGGACAAGGAGGCAGUUGCAGCUCAAACUCUUCCCCCUAUCCGUGCCAGCAGUAGUGACACUUUAGCUGGCACUUCACCUGCCAGGCUGACAAAGGCAGAGCGACGAGCGCAGAGAGAGGCAGCGACAGUAUGGAGGCGGCCUGAACCUCCCAAACCUUUUCUCCUGCAUCUGGAAGUGACGGCACGCUCCCAUGGACUACAGGAGUACAGCAUGCACUUCCCUAACCAGCUCAAUAAGCACUAUGUGUUCAGACACCUCCAACCUAAGUCCCAGAGGUCAGAAACUGCUUCUUCCAACCUCUCUCGCCCCCUGACUGGCCCUGAGAAAAACAUCAUCACAGACACACUUACUUCCCUCCUUUGGAGCCUGCUGGAUGAUCCACAGUUCCAUCAGUCUCUCACCAGCAUUGUGUCUGAGCCUGUCCCCUACUUCAGCCAGCUUCGAGAAACUACACUUUCUCCUCCAUCCUCUCCAUUUAAUGCCCCCUCCCCCCCCCGCCACCCCUCUGAGCACCCCUGCCCUACAUCUCCCCCCUCCCCACCUCAUUCCCACUCUCAACGUUCACAGCAUGCCCAAAAACCGUCUCAGUUGAGAGGCGAGAACCUGGCCCAGAAGAGUGUGCAAGGGAGCCUAUGCAGAUCUACUGAUUUUGUGUCUAUGUGUGAAGACGUUCUGCUGAACACCCUCCAGAAUCUGAUGAUGGAGGCUUUCUUAGGAGAGUUUGUCCUUACAGCGCGCCCUCGCGCCAUUCCCUUGCCACCUCUUUCUUCCAGGAGAGACAGCUGUGCCUUCGGGAGGAUGUCUGGAGUAAAGGCACAGGAGGAGAACCACAGAGAGUAGGAGGAACCAGCAGACUCAUCCUCUCAACACUCAGUACACUGGUUCACCAAAUAGUUUAUGUUCAGUAACUCACUUAUUGAAUAUUAAUUAAUUAACCAAUUGUUUUGAG